CUAACCUCUUGCAAGAAGAACAAUUGACGAUGGACGUCCUUCACUUUUGCAUUGGGAGAAGCUGUUUGCUUGAUUUCGGGCAUUUCUAACGCAUGAUGCAUGAACCUGCCAGUCGCCCAGGAUCAGGACCUUUAUGGUCAACCGGAGCUGUCCAAUCGAUGUCACCUCAUGCCUUGCUGAUACUUCAGGUACGCAUCAGAGAGCUUCCCUUCGUGCUCAUAUGCAGAACCAUCUUCGAAUGCCGUCUCAGCGACGGAAAGUAUGCUUCCGGGACUUGCUGUGGUCCCAGAGACCACCGAUUGUACUGUGCGAGAUGCCUCUUGCCGCAGUUCUUCGAUAGUCGCAUUUUCAUUCAUUCGUCUGGUCUCUUCCCUGGCGACUCGGCUUCACGGCGAGCACCCCUGUGAGGUGGUGAAAGAUCGCGUUAAGUUGGGCGCAGCAAAGAACGUGACUCCCGGCGCUUGGUUCAGGAUUUCCUCUUCUCAUUGCGUGCCUCUGAGUAAUCGUCCAUGGGCCCUAAAAUCUCCGACGAGAAGCAAUCGGCUGUCGUGCAUUGUCCAUGCAACAACCCCCAACGAGGCAUUCAGCUGGUGCGAUGCGAAUCCUGCCAAACAUGGUAUCAUUUUGAGUGCAUCAGAAUGGCCAGCUGGAUGGCCGAUGAGCUGGUUGGGUAUGUUUGCGAGCGAUGUCAACUGCCUCACCAGCGGACUACCCUUCUCUGGGAGGAUUUUGAUCAAGCUUAUUUCAACUGUGCCGAUACACCUUCAGCAGCAGGGAAGCCGGAAGGCCAUCGAUACCAUGAAGCAUCGAGGUCCCAUCUCAGUGAUCUAUACUUGUCUUCAAGCGAGAGCGUGGUCUCAGAAGGUUAUGAUUCUCGAUCUGACUCAUGGGACAGCAAAUCCGUAGACUUUGAAAGUGUCCGGAAGGACGGAACACAACAGGACUCUAGUCGUAUCGUGAAUGAACGCCGGCUCCCCUCCACGUCUCCUAGGCCGGGACAGCUAGAAAUUGCCCCGACCGUUAGCAAACCGCGAGUUGCAUCUAGAACCUCCCAACGACCAACAAAAGCGUCAAGAGGGGCAGAAAAGAGGAUAAUUUUAGCG
This is a messenger RNA of Cantharellus anzutake, 1103 nucleotides long. RefSeq lists its product as uncharacterized. The transcript has 5 exons. The record is from RefSeq and is a predicted model, not a curated record. Lineage: Eukaryota; Fungi; Basidiomycota; Agaricomycetes; Cantharellales; Hydnaceae. Bases 262 to 906 code for a protein of 214 amino acids.